AUGAUAUGCGCGCCGUUCCUCGCCCUCCGUGUUUUGAAGCAAUUAGUUAGCGACGAAGGUCACCGAUUUUCGCUCGCGGUUACUAUCCUGCGCGACAAUAUUUAUAUUGACGAUGUUCUUUUCGGCGCAAGUGACGUAACACGCUUGAAGCAAGCCCGCGAUCAGCUGACCGCUCUAUUGAAACUAGGAGGAUUUGAAUUGAAAAAGUGGGCAGGUAAUUUGCCCGUUCUUCUAGAGGAUAUCGAUCCGUCAGAUCACGGCUUAGCGUGUAAUAAACAAUUAGCGCAGGACGAACAGCUCAAGAUUCUAGGAAUCGGAUGGAAUCCAGCCAGCGAUCUAUUCGAAUUUCGAGUGUCGCUCGCCGAUGCCAUCCCGGAGAGCAAGCGUUCCAUUCUCUCUACGAUCGCGAUGUUCUACGACCCGCUAGGCUGGGUCACCCCCGUGACAAUCACCGCCAAGAUAUUCAUGCAAAGUCUCUGGCGCGAAACGUUAAAUUGGGACGACGUCGUUUCCGCGCCACUUCUAUCUCGGUGGAAAGAAAUCCACUCUCGACUCUCGCACCUAAACCGAUUAAGAAUCCCACGGUGGACCGGUCUCAGGACAGACACAUCUCACGCAGAGGUGCACGGAUUCGCUGACGCGUCGAACGCCGCGUACGCCGCCGUAGUAUACCUCCGGGUAGUUUCUUCCGACGGUCACGUGACUAUCACUUUGCUUAUCGGAAAAUCAAAAGUCGCGCCUCUAAAACCCCUCAGCGUUCCCCGCUUAGAAUUAUCCGCGGCGCUUCUCCUCGCCGAACUCAUGGCAUUCGUGCGCGACUCGCUCGGCUACGCCUUCCCGGAGUUUUGCUGGACAGAUUCCGAGAUCGUGUAA
Temnothorax curvispinosus is the source of this 873-nucleotide messenger RNA. RefSeq lists its product as uncharacterized. The transcript has a single exon. Bases 1 to 873 code for a protein of 290 amino acids. The record is from RefSeq and is a predicted model, not a curated record. NCBI's taxonomy places the organism in Eukaryota, Metazoa, Arthropoda, Insecta, Hymenoptera, Formicidae.